CAAUGAAAGAAGGUAAAAAUAAUUUAAAUAAUUCAAUUAAAGAUUAUUUAAACAAUAGAAAUAUUCUAAGCGAUCUACAAGUAUUAAUUGAUGAUCGAAAUAUAUCAGUAGAUGCAAAUAUAUCUUCUAAACCUGUGAAAGAAUGGACUAAAGAAGAUAUUCAAAAUUGGUCAAAAAAAGUCAAAGAUAAUAAAUUAUUAUUCAACAAGCAACAAGUUCAAGAUGCAAUUGUUGUUGUUAGUCAAGAGUUUAAACAUGAUUUAUUCAACGUUAAACAAUCCAUUGAAAAAGAAUUGCAAUUUUGA
Molecule: messenger RNA, 305 nt
Organism: Didymodactylos carnosus
Lineage: Eukaryota; Metazoa; Rotifera; Eurotatoria; Philodinida; Philodinidae
Source: the annotation of a GenBank genome assembly